Molecule: messenger RNA, 2736 nt
Organism: Linum trigynum
Lineage: Eukaryota; Viridiplantae; Streptophyta; Magnoliopsida; Malpighiales; Linaceae
Source: the annotation of a GenBank genome assembly
AUUAACCACAAAUAUGAUAUCAUCGAAAUAACUCAUCCAAACAACCGAAUAAUUUUAUUUCGUAUUUAAGAAGGGUAAAAGAAGGGCAAGUAAGAUACCUACCAGUUACCAAACAGGUAAAUCUACCUUCUUCGAAAUCUUCAGGGCUCAAUCAAUAAAUGGAAUUUGUUGGGAUUUUUUACUGCCCAAAAAAUUUGGCAGUUACCACAGCUAGAGAAGCAGAUGAGAGUCCAACUUGGCGACCACAUUUUUCCUACUUUCUCACUUGUCACAGAAUUCUCCAGACCAAUUCAAUAUUUUUAUUAAUUGUUUUAAUUAAUUCUUUAGCAUUUUAUAUAUUUCAAAAUUUCCUUCCCCGUAUUAUAUAAAUCUCACCGAAUUCAUAGAAAUGGAAGUCUUCCCUUUCCCUUACUCUGAGAAACAGAGAAGAGAGAGAGAAAGCACAAGACCAGAAACAGAGCAAGAAGAAAAAAGGAAGGAGAAAAAUGGAGCUGGGCGGCCUUCAGAGAUCCGCGACGUCGUAUCGCCGCCAGGGAUCCUCCGGACUUGUGUGGGACGACAAGCUCAUCGCUGAAUUCAGCCGCCAGGCCGACGCCGAAAGGGCUGAAAGGGCAGCGGCCGCCGCAGCCGGCGGCGGAGAUCCGUCGUCCUCCCCCGAUGCUAUCACCGACACCACGAACCUCCGGGUCAAAACCGACGCGCCCUCGUCGGAGCCGGCCAAGAUGCGUCGCAGCCACUCCGCCGGCGGGCGCGCCUACCGGUCCGUGAAGGUCGCCUCGUCGCCGAAUCCCAACGUCGAUCCGCCUUCCCCCAAGGUCUCCACCUGCUGUGCGAUCUUCGCGAGUCCCAAGCCUCCCGCCGGCGGCCGCCGCCCGCGCAGCAAGCAGCAGCAGCCGCCGCGGAGGCAGAUGAGAAAGGCUAGUAAGCGCUCUUGAUCGAUUUCACUUUCCCCUGAAUUUUAGACGUCCGAAUUUUGCCGCUGUAAGGGGGGAGGGGGAUUCAAAAUCCGAUCUGUUGAAACUACAGAGAAUCCAUCGAAAACCAAAUUCCACGGCUUUCUUCAUCAUCUUCUUCUUCUUCUUCUUCGUCUUCACUUGGGUCUGUUUGUUUUCUUUUGGGUUCGUAUAAAGUUGUCUUCUUUAUGGUGGGUUUGGAUUGGAUUAGCGGGUUUGUGGAUGUACAAAGACAUAGAUAUGUAGACGGUAAAAGCAGCCGAUUUUCGAUUUCGAGGAUUCGUAAAUCCCGAAUUUGAAUCUCGGCUGUGUCAAAUUGAUGUUCCACUCUAUCAGCUUAUAUAAAAAAAAAAGGUUCAUGUUUGCCAAUUUUAGUACUCUGUUUUCUUCUCUGGAUGGAAGUCGCACGGUAAAGCCGUUGAUUUUCGAAUCGGAGGUUUCGAGAAAUCCUGAAUUUGAAUAUCGACCUGCGUCAAUUGAUGAUCCAUCCUAUCAAGCUUAUGAAAAGUUUCAAUCUUUGCCAUUUUCAGUUCUCUGUUAUUCAUCUCUGGACUGAGAACUCACAGCAUAUGAUUUGUUUGUUUGUUGAGUUAUGGAUUCAUGAGCUCUUUGAUCUUUAUGAUCACCCUUGAUCUGAUUUGGGAUUAUGAGUAUAUUAUGAUGAUUCUUCUGUGAUUAAUUUCUGGUAACCAAUAAUUAGCAAAGGAUAUGGGAGAGGGGGAUAAAAAGGGUGGAUCCUUUUGGAGGGAGGAAUCAUUCUGGUUGAUUACAAAGUUGAAUCACAUAGCUUGCAUUUUGUCCUCUUCUGUUGGGUCUUAACCACUUAAUUUAAUUGGGGUUUUCUCAACUAAUCACUUUCUAUCUGGGUGAAUUACAUAAACAUCCACUUAGUCUUGGGUCACUAGACAAACUGGUCAUUGAAUUUCGAUUGUUGAACAAACGAGUCACUGAAAUUUGGAUUAAGUGGGGUUUCAUUUGAAUUGUUAAGCUUUUGGAUACAAGGAAGAAGUGAUUACGAUGAUUUCUCAAUGUUGAACUAGAAUAUCCACCAGAGUAUGCAAUUGGGUUUACGGCCAUUUUGAUGCUCUGUUUUGUCAGAGUUGAGAGAAGGUUUCAUAAAACGACGAUUUGGCGUUCACCAUCAACACACUGAUGACCCAACUUGGCAUAAUAAAAACAGAGCAAUUCGAUCACGACAUAAUCGAGCAGGCAAAAGCCAUCUCAAUGAACGAAGAAGAAGAAAAUGAAAAAAAAGAGGGGAAUCUUAUGGUUGGUGAUAAUGCAGAGGCUGGCGAUCUUGUCUUUGAGUCGGGUGGGCCGAUAUCGUUUUGAGGAUUGCACAAUCGAAAGUGGUGGUGAUGAUGAUGAUAAUGGUCUUAUCAAUCUAUAAUUGCUAAUGAAUUCGUGCUAAUCUUGAUUUAGUGUGGUUGCUUACGGCUGAUUGCAUCAUCUUGACUUGAGGGAGUUUUGGAAUUUUGGUAUGAGAUUAUGCAGAUCUAUGUGUCACGAGUUAAUUGGAAAGUUCCAUCAAAUAUCUUGUUUUGGUUAGGAAAUCAAAUCGUGAUGUUUAGUUUUACUAAUCAGUUUCUAUCCAUGACAAAAUUGGGUUUUAAAGAAAAGUGGUCCAAGGAUGGCUAUAUCGUAACCAUAUCUCUGAGUGGUACAAGAUUUAUAAUCGAAUAUCUCUCAACAAUUCAUAUUAGCGAGUUCUCAAUACGGUAUGGGAGCCUACUGCGAUCGAGAGGAUUUGUGUUCGAACUUCGAAUCAAGGCGAUCCCCCUGU